AAAGUUAAAAGAAAUUUGGUUUGAUUUUCAAUAUUAUGAAGGAAAAGUCCCACUUAAAUCUAACAAGUUUGUUGGUCUACGAUUCUCAGCUACGAAAUCUCCGAGAAUCUUGAUCUUUCCGAAGCCCUUCUAAAUCUCUCCAUAUAUUCGAGAAAUUACUCUACGAGGCAGGAACAUCGUAUGAUCGUGUGUUUAUCUAAUGAGAUUAUCUCAUUUUUCUAUUAUUUUAUUGUUUUUAGUUUCAUGUAUUCCUUAGACCCUGCUAUUGAUUAGGCACACCGCUAACAUGAAAUUACAGGCACACCAUAUAUUCUUCAUUCACUCACUAUCUAUAAGCACACACGUGUAUAUAUAUUAUCAGUAGUAGUAGCAUUCAAAACCAAAACUCCAUAUAAUAUUCUUCUCCAUUCUCUCUCUCUCUCUCUCUCUCUCUCUCCCCAGAUCUAUCUCAUGGCGGCUCUCUCCUGCUCUGCUGCCAAUCUAACCCAACUCUUAGGUGGCGCCACCAAUGCCACCGCGGCUGCCGAGUUCAUUUGCAGCCAAUUCGACACAGUUUCAAACAAGUUCAUCGACACAGCCUUCGCAGUCGACACCACGUACCUCCUCUUCUCAGCGUACCUGGUAUUCUCAAUGCAACUCGGCUUUGCCAUGCUAUGCGCAGGCUCGGUCCGCGCCAAAAACACGAUGAACAUCAUGCUCACCAACGUCCUUGACGCAGCCACUGGUGGCCUCUUCUACUACCUUUUCGGCUUCGCCUUAGCCUUUGGUGCCCCUUCCAACGGCUUCAUCGGCAAACAUUUGUUCGGCCUCAACAAUUUUCCUACUCCUUCCUUCGACUACAGUUACUUCCUCUAUCAAUGGUGUUUUGCCAUCGCUGCUGCAGGAAUCACCAGCGGCUCGAUCGCCGAGCGAACCCAGUUUGUGGCAUACUUGAUAUACUCAUCUUUCUUGACAGGUUUUGUAUAUCCAGUUGUAUCUCAUUGGUUCUGGUCCAGUGAUGGUUGGGCCAGCCCUGCACGACCUAAUACCCUCCUGUUUGGAUCUGGGGUUAUCGAUUUUGCAGGGUCCGGUGUUGUUCACAUGGUCGGAGGCAUUGCUGGGUUGUGGGGUGCACUCAUUGAAGGCCCUCGUAUAGGCCGGUUCGAUCAUUCUGGCAAGCCAGUCCCUCUGCGUGGGCAUAGUGGGACAUUGGUUGUUUUAGGCACCUUCUUGUUAUGGUUUGGCUGGUAUGGAUUCAACGCAGGUUCAUUUCUCAACAUAUUGAAGUCAUAUGGAGGAGAGAGUGGUUCGUAUUACGGUCAGUGGAGCGCAGUCGGAAGAACCGCCGUCACCACAACGCUCUCUGGAUGCAUGGCUGCACUCACUACUCUCUUUGGAAAACGGUUGCUGGUCGGCCAUUGGAACCUAAUUGAUGUCUGCAAUGGUUUGCUAGGUGGGUUUGCUGCCAUCACUGCCGGUUGCGCGGUUGUGGACCCGUGGGCAGCCAUCAUUUGUGGAUUUGUGGCCGCUUGGGUACUCAUUGGAUGUAACAAGCUUGCUGAGAAACUACAGUACGAUGAUCCAUUGGAAGCGGCACAGCUUCACGCAGGGUGUGGAGCGUGGGGGAUAAUUUUCACUGCAUUGUUUGCCAAGAAGGAGUAUGUGAAUGAGAUUUACUCCGGCAGACCGGGGAGGCCUUACGGGCUGCUUAUGGGUGGUGGUGGUAAGCUUCUGGCGGCACAUGUGGUUCAGAUUGUAGUGAUUGCAGGGUGGGUGAGUGUUACCAUGGGGACAUUAUUCUUGGUGCUACACAAGUUGAAGCUGUUGAGGAUAUCAAAUGACGAUGAGAUGGCGGGGAUGGAUCUGACCAGCCAUGGUGGAUAUGCAUAUCACGGUGAUAAUGAUGAUGAUAACCUGAAAAAGGGGUUCAUGAUGUCAACAAUGGAGCGCACCGGUGCAGGCACAACUCCAUGUUAUCAAAUGGCUGUUUAAUUUGAUCAACUUAGA
Camellia sinensis is the source of this 1986-nucleotide messenger RNA. It is a transcript of the gene AMT1;4, whose product is annotated as ammonium transporter 1;4. Gene Ontology annotation, biological process: ammonium homeostasis; ammonium transmembrane transport. The record is from RefSeq and is a predicted model, not a curated record. Lineage: Eukaryota; Viridiplantae; Streptophyta; Magnoliopsida; Ericales; Theaceae. Gene Ontology annotation, molecular function: ammonium channel activity. Gene Ontology annotation, cellular component: plasma membrane.